Aspergillus homomorphus CBS 101889 is the source of this 680-nucleotide messenger RNA. Its product is annotated as cell wall mannoprotein 1 family protein. Gene Ontology annotation, cellular component: extracellular region. Bases 76 to 642 code for a protein of 188 amino acids. The record is from RefSeq and is a predicted model, not a curated record. The transcript has a single exon. NCBI's taxonomy places the organism in Eukaryota, Fungi, Ascomycota, Eurotiomycetes, Eurotiales, Aspergillaceae.
GCAACCUGCAAUUACCACCACCACUUCUCAUUCCUAACCUCCUCCCAACCAAACCUAAUCUCAUCAUCAAUCACAAUGAAAGUCUCUAUCCUCUCAGCUCUUACCCUCGGCCUCGCGACCAGCACCCUAGCCGCGCCCACAGCGGUCGUCGAGCGCGACCUCCCCACCAUCACGAAUGUGCUCUCAGGCAUUGGCACCAAAGUCGACGCCCUGGGCACCGCCCUCCAAGGCUACAGCGGCGGCGGCGUGACUCAAGUCCAGCAGGCCUCGGACAACCUGGUCAGCGCCAUCAACAGCGGGAACAACCAGGUGCGCGGGACGGGGCCACUGAGCGCGACCGAUGCGCUCGGGCUCCCGGGACCCGUCAACGACCUCAAGAACAAGAUCGCCGGUGUUGUUGACCAGCUCGACGGCAAGAAGUCCCUGCUCGUCGCGGCGGGCAAGGGCACCCAGACGUACAACGAUCUGGUGGAGCAGAAGGCGGCUGCGAAGACGCUGAGUGAUACGAUUGUCGGCAAGGUGCCGGACAGUCUGCAGGGGUUGGCGGGGACGGUGGCGGGCGGGAUCAGCGAGGCGAUUGAGACGGGCGUGAAGGAGUUUGCGGAUCAGGCGGCGAAGAAGAGGGAUGCUUGUCCUGUCUAAGUGUGUCAAGGGCUGGGUUCGGGGUGGGUGCUCUGUGG